AUGCGCCAGCCCGUGCCCGGCACCGGCGGCGCGACGCCCCUAAACGUCUGCGAGUUCCACGAGUACGCGCGCGCGUACCUCCCGAAGAACGCGUACGACUACUACGCGUCGGGCGCCGACGAUAUGCUGACGCUGCGCGAGAACCGGCGCGCGUUCGAGCGCCUCGUGCUGCUGCCGCGCGUGCUGCGGGACGUGUCGUGCAUCGACACGCGGACGGCCGUCUUGGGCCACGCGCUCGACUCGCCCGUGUGCGUGUCGCCCACGGCGAUGCACUGCAUGGCCCAUCCCGAAGGAGAGCGCGCGAGCGCACGCGCUGCGGCCCGAGCCAACGCGUGCUAUGUGCUCAGCACGCUCUCGACCACCAGCCUCGAAGACGUGGCGCACGCGCAGGAAGCGGCGACGCCCGACGCCCUGCGCUGGUUUCAGCUCUAUGUGUUCAAGGACCGCGCGCUGACGCAGGCGCUGGUGCAGCGGGCCGAGCGCGCGGGCUACAGAGCUAUUGUGCUGACGGUCGACACGCCGCGACUCGGCCAUCGAGAGCCCGACGUGCGCAACGGCUUUCAGCUGCCGCCGCACUUGACAAUGGCCAACUUUGCCCACGUGGGCGGCACGUACGAGCACGGGGUCGUCCACGGCCGCCACGACUCGGGCCUGGCGCACUACGUGAGUGAGCUGUUUGACCCGACGCUCAAUUGGCGCGACGUCCAGUGGCUCCAGCGCAUCACGACGCUGCCCGUGGUCGUCAAGGGCGUGCUGAGUCCCGAAGACGCGGCGAUGGCCGUCGACAUGGGCUGCGCAGGCAUUUUGGUCUCGAACCACGGCGCGCGACAGCUCGACGGCGUCGCCGCGACCAUUGACGCGCUGCCUGCGAUUGUCCACGCUGUUGCAGGUCGAGCCGAAGUGUACAUGGACGGCGGCAUUCGUCGUGGUACGGACGUGUUCAAGGCGCUGGCGCUGGGAGCUCGGGCCGUUUUCAUCGGCCGUCCUGUGCUGUUUGGUCUCGCCCACAGUGGGGAAGCCGGGGUCGCGAGUGUCCUUCGGAUCCUGAAUGACGAACUGAAGCACGUCAUGCUCUUUUCUGGAACGGCGUCGCUCGCUGACAUCGGGACAGCGUACGUUCGUCGUGGCCCAGCGCCACUUCCCUCGUCUCUAUAG
Messenger RNA from Hyaloperonospora brassicae, 1155 nucleotides. Lineage: Eukaryota; Oomycota; Peronosporomycetes; Peronosporales; Peronosporaceae. The record is from the annotation of a GenBank genome assembly.